Sceloporus undulatus (fence lizard) is the source of this 1535-nucleotide messenger RNA. RefSeq names its product T-cell receptor-associated transmembrane adapter 1-like. The record is from RefSeq and is a predicted model, not a curated record. Lineage: Eukaryota; Metazoa; Chordata; Lepidosauria; Squamata; Phrynosomatidae. The transcript has 4 exons. Gene Ontology annotation, cellular component: T cell receptor complex. Gene Ontology annotation, biological process: negative regulation of receptor recycling; positive regulation of T cell receptor signaling pathway. Bases 25 to 504 code for a protein of 159 amino acids.
CAACUGAAUCACAUAAAAUGUAGAAUGCCUACUUGUUUUCAGCUUUCCUACUUCUUUUUUUCAAAAUAUUUUCCAGGUAAAAUAUACGAAGAUUACCCCAAACAUAGUCCAAGCGAUGGUGAAUUUUAUACUGAAGAAUGCCCUGUUUAUGACAAUCUAAAUCACUGCCACCCAGAGAUGCUAAAUGAAAGCUGUUAUGAACAAAUGAAUGCUCAGCCUCACCCCUCUGCCAGUGAUGUACAGGUAGUGGAGCACCAGAUGUGCUAUGCUUCCUUGGAUCACAGUGUCAAAAGAAAACAGAAAAGAAAUAAAAAGAAAUAUCCCACCUUAGGAAUGGAUGAAGACCACCUUCCUGGAAGCAAUCCUAUAUCCUCAGACACCUGCAUUUAUCUCAACAGUGAACAGCUGAGUGCUGAAAACAAACUGACUGAUAAUACUAUUCAUGAAGAUCCCUUCGGUGUAUUUGGUUUCAUCCACACUACAAAUGAUGACAGAUUUCAGUAGAGAUUUGCUCAGCCAAGUAAUUGUGGCCAAUAAAACAGAUAAUCUAGUUGCAAAAUAACCAAACUCACCAACUGCAGUUGGAAUUUAGCAGUUGAAAAAUAAUUGGCAGAAUGUGAAGAACUCCAGAAGCAACUGCAAGUACUUUUUCUUUGGAGCUCAUUAUGGGUAUGUCCAAAUGAUAUAUGUUGCUUGUAGUGCACUUCUUCCCUCGGUUUCAUGCCUAGUAUUAAUAUAUGCUUCAGAGAUGAGGGCAAUCAUAAGUUUAAUAUGAAUGAUGUCAGCAUCACGAAGCCAAGAAAAGUAAAAAGGAAAGCCAUGGUAGUUUCAAGUCCCAGUUCAAAAAUUUACGGAGGCAAGUGUCUAAAUGAUGUGGUGAACCUUUUCUGAAGUUAAACAAGCUUUUGUGUCAAGAGUUAUCUCCAUGAGCAAUACUAUUUCACAUUUUUUUUCUUUCAAGAGAACUGGGACUCUAUAUUACUGGAUGCUUAUGCAGAAGAGACUGAUUCAUACAAGACAUUAUUUGUACAGUGAAGAUACCUGUAUUGCUUCCUCACUACCCUCCCCAUAACAUAUAUGUAGUGCACACUGUAAUGCAUGUGUAAAAACUGUAAUAUAUGUAAAAACUGUAACUGAUCUGAGAUAACAACUGGGAUUACUUUCAAGAGAGGGGAACAUUUGUGGGUCAAAGUUUCUCUUCUCUGUUAUGUGCUAUCAUCUUCAUACAACCAGUAUGAAGAAUGUGCCCAACAUUGAGUACAAAAUGUACUGAAUGCUCAUGCAGAGCAAAAUGUUGCUCAUUUACUCCAUAGUUAGUAUUUGCCACAUUGUUCAUGUAAUAACACCAUGUAGUAUUUAAAGUCAAUUAGAGACUCAUGUGCUUUGGUUCAUCUAAUUAGCACUUUGUUAGCAAGUUUAAUGUCUUCUUAUGUUUAGUUUCCUGCUGGUAAGUACUACUAGAGUCAAUCCACAUUACUUAAUGUGUGUGUAAUGUUUUAUACACUCAGAUUCAAUUGUCCAUAAAGAAAGUGGUA